AGUCGUUUCCCGCCCAGCGGCCCAGGUCGUGAGCUUGUGAGUGGUGACGCUAUGACCAAGGGCCAAGGCUUCAUUGUUAUCAUCAAUCUUUGGUGUUUCUUACAGAAAUUAGAUGACUUUCUACUCCAUUCAUAAUAAGAUCGACAGAAUCGCUACUUCCCGCUCUCCGUUCUCUUCUCUGCUCAAUCUCUUUCUUUCUUCUCCAUGUUUCUUCCAAGAGUCGUCCUACCACUCAUUCGCCAACGACCCGAAGCCUCUACUGACUCCUUCUACUCAUAAACUCCAGGUCGAUUCUUCUCAUCCACUACAGCUACCACCCUCCUAUUACGCGUCUCUCCUUCAAUCUUGCAUUGCCGGCAAGGCGUUUCGACCUGGGAUCCAGAUACAUGCCCGAUUGUGUCAAUUGGGCAUUGGUUAUGAUCAAGGUUUAGCUACUAAACUGGUUAAUCUCUACUCUGUUUGCAAUUCUCUUCGCUAUGCCCAUCAACUGUUCGACAGAAUUCCUCAAGGGAAUUUGUUUCUGUGGAACAUUCUGAUUCGGGCCUAUGCAUGGAAUGGGCCCUACGAUGUUGCCAUUUCGCUUUUCUACCGGAUUCUUGAUCAUGGGCUAAAGCCAGAUAAUUUUACUUUUCCGUUUGUUUUAAAGGCAUGCUCUGCACUUUCUGCGAUUGGGGAUGGAAGGAAUAUUCAUGAAUGUGUGUUACGCACUGGGUGGGAGACAGACGUGUUUGUAGGCGCUGCUCUUAUUGACAUGUAUGCCAAAUGUGGCUGUGUGGGAGAUGCACGUCAAGUGUUUGAUAAAAUUGUUGUUAGAGAUGCAGUGUUAUGGAAUUCCAUGCUGGCUGCUUAUGCUCAAAAUGGACAGCCCGAUGAAACACUCUCUCUGUGCAUUGAAAUGGCGGCAAGAGGCGUGAAACCUACUGAGGCAACGCUUGUCACCGUUAUUUCAUCUUCAGCUGAUACUGCCUGUCUUCCUCAUGGAAGGGAAAUCCAUGGAUUUAGUUGGAGAAAUGGGUUUCAUUCCAAUGACAGAGUCAAAACUGCCUUACUAGAUAUGUACGCAAAAUGUGGUUCUGUGAAAGUCGCUCGUAAUUUGUUCGAGCGUCUAAGGGAGAAAAGGGUUGUAUCUUGGAAUGCCAUUAUUGCUGGUUAUGCUAUGCAUGGCCAUGCCAUUGAAGCUUUGGACUUAUUUGAGAAAAUGAGGAACGAGGCUCGCCCAGAUCACAUAACCUUUGUUGGUGUUCUUGCAGCUUGCAGCCGAAGCGGCUUGCUUUAUGAAGGGCGAGCCUUCUUCAACAUGAUGGUGAGAGAUUACUGUAUCAAUCCCACAGUCCAACAUUACACAUGUAUGGUUGAUCUUCUUGGUCACUGUGGUCAACUGGGUGAGGCUUAUGAUCUUAUAACACAGAUGAAUGUAAUGCCAGACUCUGGUGUGUGGGGUGCUCUGCUGAACUCAUGCAAGAUCUACAAGAAUGUGGAGUUGGCAGAGCUGGCACUGGAGAAGUUAGUUGAGCUUGAACCUGAAGAUGCUGGACACUAUGUGAUUUUAUCAAACAUGUAUGCUCAGUCAGGUAAGUGGGAAGGAGUUGCCAGAUUAAGGAAUUUAAUGAUUGAUAAAGGAAUAAAGAAAAGCACCGCUUGUAGCUGGAUUGAAGUGAAAAACAAAGUCCAUUCAUUUCUUUCUGGGGAUGUUUCACAUCCAAAUUCUGGCGCAAUAUAUGCAGAGUUGAAGAGGCUAGAAGGACUGAUGAGAGAAUCUGGGUAUGUCCCUGAUACAGGAUCUGUCUUCCAUGAUGUUGAGGAAGAUGAGAAAACUAACAUGGUGUGCAGUCACAGUGAAAGGCUAGCUGUUGCAUUUGGACUCAUAAGCACGUCGCCAGGAGCAAGGAUUUUGAUAACAAAAAAUCUCAAGAUUUGUGAGGACUGUCAUGUUGCUAUCAAGUUCAUAUCAAAAAUCUCAGAAAGGGAAAUCUCUGUGAGAGAUGUUAAUCGCUAUCAUCAUUUUAAAGAUGGAGUUUGUUCUUGUGGUGAUUAUUGGUGAUAGAAGAAAUCUGAGUCAAAUUGGAAAGCAGCGGCAUGGACAAAACCUGGCUCUGUUCUCUUGCAGCUCCACUUAACUAUGUUGUUGCGGGGCCCAGUACAUCAUGGGUUAAUCAUAGGGUUUCAUCGGAUUGGUUUGGAUGCUCAUUAUUGUGAUGGGAUCUUUGAAUGAUCCAAAUUUAAAUCAUUAUUUUA
Molecule: messenger RNA, 2235 nt
Organism: Prosopis cineraria
Lineage: Eukaryota; Viridiplantae; Streptophyta; Magnoliopsida; Fabales; Fabaceae
Product: putative pentatricopeptide repeat-containing protein At3g23330
Exons: 1
Coding region: 113-2041 (642 amino acids)
Biological process (GO): RNA modification
Molecular function (GO): protein binding; zinc ion binding; RNA binding
Source: RefSeq, a predicted model, not a curated record